Phlebotomus argentipes is the source of this 1074-nucleotide messenger RNA. RefSeq names its product serine protease 33-like. Bases 1 to 1074 code for a protein of 357 amino acids. Gene Ontology annotation, biological process: proteolysis. NCBI's taxonomy places the organism in Eukaryota, Metazoa, Arthropoda, Insecta, Diptera, Psychodidae. Gene Ontology annotation, molecular function: serine-type endopeptidase activity. The transcript has 4 exons. The record is from RefSeq and is a predicted model, not a curated record.
AUGGCCCUCGAGAGUGAAUCUUUCGGAGGCCAGGGUCAUCCGGGCAGACACGCUCUCGUGGAGAUGCAGAUGGGCAUCGCAAUCUGGUGGCUGCUGCUCGUGUUCAUGCGCUGCGGCGGCCUCGUGGCGGCAUCGAAGAGCGGCCGAGUGGCCCGAAGUGGCGGCUUCCCCAAGUUCCCGCUAGAUGCCACGCGGCGCCCCUUUGUCCUGCUCCCGGACACGCACCCGCGUGGACCCUGGACGCCCGAGAAGCCCUUCGAGUGCGGCACGCGCUUCGUGCGCUUCCAGCCGCAACGCAAGGGGCGGAUCAUUGGCGGCACGGUGCCGCCGUACGGCGCGUAUCCCUGGCAAGUGGAGAUCCAGACCUUCCACUACGACCGCACCAACUUCGAGCACCACUGCGGCGGGGCGGUGAUCGGCGAGAGGCUGGUCCUCACGGCGGCGCACUGUCUGCAGGUGCCGCAGCUGGAGUACCUCCGGGUCGUGAUUGGGGAUCACAGCCUGAAGGAGAGGGACCUGCACGAGCACAGCUUCCGCGUUGAGCGCAUUCUCGUGCAUCCGCACUUCAGGAAGAGCGGCCCGUACAGCAACGACAUCGGGAUCAUCAAGGUGCGCGCGUCCAGCAUAUCGGGGAUCGGCUUCAACACGCACGUCCGGCCAAUCUGCGUGCCCGGCGCUGGAGAGACUCCGCCUCCGGGCUCCUGGUGCUCCGUCACCGGCUGGGGAGCCCACAAAGCCGAGGACGUGCGCAGCGUGGCCGCGACGCUGCGAGUGGCCGCGGUGCCGCUCAUGGAUCUGGACACGUGUCGCAAGAGCUCCAUCAACGGCGGCCGGCAGCAGCCCAUCCUGGAGUCGAUGCUGUGCGCCGGCUUCCUGCAGGGCGGCGUGGACUCGUGCUCGGGAGACAGCGGCGGCCCGCUGGCCUGCGAGCACAACGGCCGCUUCAUGCUGGCCGGCCUGGUCUCCUGGGGCGACGGCUGCGCCAAGAAGAACCGACCCGGCGUGUACACGCGCGUGGAGUCCUUCCAGCAGUGGAUCAGCGAGUCCAUGGAGGCUCUUGAGAGGGACGACUAG